AGGAGUUAGUGGGAGAGAUAACAAAGAGAAGGGAUUCCUCGUGGUGUCAUAAAAUUAGUGGUCUUCUUGCUUCCCCAGUGGAAUAACGACUCAGGAAAAAUUCUUUUUAGCCGAUAUUUCGGGAUUGAAGGAACAUAGCGAAUUUUUCGUAAAAACAUUUUUUAUAGAAAAAAAUCGGAGCUACAAAAAAGGUAUAUAUGAAAAUCUCGUUAUCUUCCUUUGAUUUCGAGAUAUUGGAUAAAAAUAACUGAGAGAAAAUACACUUAUCGUAGUUUAGCAAUUUGCUAUAGAAUUAGUGUCUCUCAAGCUUGAAAAAUAGGAUAAAAUAAAAGAAAAUCCAGUAAUUUCAAUUUUUGAGGAAAAGAUAGUUCAUAGAAUAAUUAUCAGUUGUGUCAGCUGUUUAAUCGACGUUGCACGUGGUUUUACAUUCGUGGGGAGAACUUGAACUUGGAAGUGGGGAGAGACAUUCAGCAAAACCCGUUUGACAGUAAUUCCUGGUAUCGCUAGUGCACGUUUAUUUAUCACCGGCUGCAGUAAAAAAGUUUCGCCAAGAUCCAGUUUUCCAGUAAAACUAAUAAUUCGAGUUUCACUAGCAUAAUUAUCCGAGGAAUGGAUGCACUCAAGCAGGGAUGGUUCAGUGAGAUUAAUGAUCUCUGGCCCGGUAUCUCGGUGUCCCUGGAAGUCACCAAGGUACUGCACCACGAAAAAUCUCCUUAUCAGGACAUUCUGGUGAUCGAUACGAAAGCCCACGGAAAAACUCUAGUUCUCGAUGGAAUAAUCCAAUGCACUGAGCACGACGAAUUUUCCUAUCAAGAGAUGAUUUCCUUCCUGCCACUCUGCAGUCAUCCAGAUCCUAAAAAUGUGCUGAUUGUUGGUGGAGGUGAUGGUGGUGUCGCCAGAGAAGUGGUGAAACAUCCAGGGGUUCAUAGAGUUGUUCAAGUAGAAAUCGAUGCUGCAGUUCUAUCAGUGGCGAGGACUUAUCUUCCCUUCAUGGCAGCUGGCCUAGACGAUCCCAAACUUACUGUCAACGUUGGAGAUGGCUUUGAAUUCAUGAAGCAACACAGGGGAGAAUUCGACAUCAUUAUAACAGACAGCAGUGAUCCAGUUGGGCCUGCUGAGUGUCUCUUCCAAGAAUCUUACUUCGCUCUGAUGAAGGCAGCACUGAAAUCCGAUGGAAUCAUCUGCAGUCAAGCAGGCACAGCAUGGGCUAAUCUGGAUCACGUCACUAAGACUCUCAAUCACUGUCGAACAGUCUAUCCAGUCACUGCUUAUGGAAUUGCAGCAGUACCCACUUAUCCCACUGGACAAAUUGGAUUUGUCCUCGGAAGUCUCGAUCCUGAAACGAAUUUUAGAGAGCCGAAGAAGAUCUUCACUGAUGAAGAACUCGACAACAUGAAAAUAAGAUACUACAACGACAGAAUUCAUCGUGGAGCUUUCAUUCUCCCCAGAUUUGUUGAGAAAGCACUUGCAGCACCUCCGGUGGUCCCCAAGGGGUCGACAGCAAUUUUAUGAGUAAUUUUUCAACUCUUACGACUGUCUAGGGUUCAGAAAUUUCGAUUUUUUAAUCGAAUAAAAAAUUAAUUCCGUUGACUUGUUAAGAGUUUUUUAUUUUUUCUUACUUUCUCUUUAGAAAUAAAACUUCACAUACCGCGAAAUAACUGAAUAAUUGCAGUAAAAGAUAUUAAAAAUAAUAUUCCAGAGUAGUGAGUAAAAGUUGAUAAAUAUUGACAAUCGUGUUAUCUCAAUUGAUCAUUUUAUUUUAAUAAGGCUUCAUUGGCUCGUCUCUGUUACAAUGUAAAAAUCGUUAAAAAUGAUUAUUUCUCCAGAACGAAAUUCAUACUAAAUCAAGAUAAUAGAUUAAAAUUAUUGAAAACAAUAUCUGGCUGAUUAAAACUUGUGAAUAAAAUAAAAUUCCUUUGAAUUAAUUACAAUCAUCAAUUACUUUUGUAUACAUAUGUAUAAUAUAUAAUAUAUUAUUCUUGUGGUUACCGAGGGCCAAUUUCCCAUCGAAUAAUCCCACUUUCCAUCGAAAAACGAAGAAAAAAAAAAUUUUUCCACUUGACAAAUACGUCGUUCAAUCGUUAAUUAAUUAAUUAAUAAAGCAUUUUUGGUAAUCACUUACUCAAUUCCAAAUAAUUGAUUAAGGCAUCGAAAUUUUUAAUUGUGCAUGUAAAUUUAUCCAUGUGUCUUAAAGUAUUACGUAAAAAAUUAAUAAAUUGCACUUUAGUAUCAUUUAAUCACUUGUCUAAAAAAAACCUUCAAUUUUACAUAAAAAAUAUUGCAAUUAGUUCGAGAUUUGUGUGUGGGUGGGAGUAGCAACAGACUCGGAAAAAA
Molecule: messenger RNA, 2334 nt
Organism: Fopius arisanus
Lineage: Eukaryota; Metazoa; Arthropoda; Insecta; Hymenoptera; Braconidae
Gene: SpdS
Product: Spermidine Synthase
Exons: 7
Coding region: 610-1512 (300 amino acids)
Molecular function (GO): catalytic activity
Source: RefSeq, a predicted model, not a curated record